Thalassophryne amazonica is the source of this 1660-nucleotide messenger RNA. Its product is annotated as cytotoxic and regulatory T-cell molecule-like. Gene Ontology annotation, cellular component: plasma membrane. Gene Ontology annotation, biological process: cell recognition; detection of tumor cell; positive regulation of natural killer cell mediated cytotoxicity directed against tumor cell target. Gene Ontology annotation, molecular function: signaling receptor binding. NCBI's taxonomy places the organism in Eukaryota, Metazoa, Chordata, Actinopteri, Batrachoidiformes, Batrachoididae. The record is from RefSeq and is a predicted model, not a curated record. The transcript has 11 exons. The coding region runs from base 136 to 1563 and encodes 475 amino acids.
UUACUUGUCACAUGAGGACUUCAUGAAGCUUGUGGAAAGCACACAGCUGUGACGUCAUGGAAGGUCCCUGAGUGGCGUACAACUAGACCAGGCGAUGAGGAAGCAGCUCUGUGUAGUUGCUGCAGAGUGUGAGUGAUGGAACUGAAGCUGCAGAUGAACCUCUUCCUUCUGCUCAUACACACUGCAGUUUCAGUGGCAGUGACAGUAUUGGAGGGACAAACUGUCACCUUAAGGUGUUCCAUUAUCAGUGCUCACAAACACUAUGUGGAGUGGAAGAACCCCAAAGGAUAUACUAUGUUCUUCAGUAAAAACAGGGGUGUGAAAAACAAACGGUACAAUAUUGUUAAACUGUCAGAAACAGAAUUCAUAGUUAGCAUUUCCAACGUUACCUUCAGAGACGGUGGUAACUAUACGUGCCAUGAGUACGCUGACGUCCCCAAAGAGAAGACAGUUGAGGUGACUGUGUUAGGUUUGCCAAAAAUAGAAACUGGAAAGCAUGACGGGAAGUUUCUGGUAAAAUGCACCACAGCGGCGAACAGCCAUCCUCCUCAGAUCUCCUGGGUCCUUGAUCAAGAAACUGAAAUUAUUGGUCACCCCCAAGUCUACGUAGAAGACAAAAAAUAUAUCUCUCAGGAUAUGCUGCAUGUCAAAUCAGUGAGGAACCGGAUCACAGUGAAAUGUCUUGUUCACCAUCCAGCGUUACACUCAAGACCCCUGAUAAACUUUGUCAAAAUUGGACGAAACUCAAAAAAAUUUCACUCAACCACUUCGAUCAGUUCACCCACGACUCAGCCUCAAAGGUCAGCAGAGGUAAUGAGAACGACAACCCGCUGGUUGACAAGUGGAGGAAGAACAACCAGACACCUGCAGGGACCUUCAUCUGAGACUGUGACAAAUUUACGAUCUGUUUCCUCUGAUGAGCCGAAGACAGUUACAGCACGCCCUGGAUUUGUGUUUGGCACUGCCACAUCCACAGGCUCUCACAGCAGCACUACUGAUGACUUCGUGAGGUCAUCGACAAUCAGGUCUCAGAAUGACAGCACGAGUAAUGCAACAACUACUACAGGCCCACUAUCUGUCUCCAUGGCAACACAGGAGAUCAUUUUCCCUAAUGGUACACUGGAUAAUGGAACAAGAGGGAGUGUUAAUGAGCUUGAUGCACAAAUAGGAGCUAAAACAAAUUCAUCACUACUGGUGUUCCUGGUGACCUGCUUGAUCCUCGCUCUUCUAGUGGUGGUCAUUUUUUUUGCCAUCAAACUGAGGAGAGCACACCUAAUCUGGAAGAGAGUAUUUAUUAUUACAGAGAAUGAAGACUCAGAUCCGUCAGAGGAGAGCCACAAAUCAAAAUCAAGUCAGGAAGAGAAACAAUCUCAAGGACAAAGGCGAAGAGGGAUCCUCAACACAACAUUCACGCAGUACAUCGUUGAAGAACCAGCAGUGAUGACAUCAGCAAUAAACACAAACGCAGUCAUAGCAUCAGAGAGUACAAAUCAUGAGGAGAGGUCACCUGUUAUUUCAGCACAAGGUCCAGUCAGAUGUGAAAUAAAGGAAACUGAGCUGUAACAACCAUUACAAUUUUUAUGUGUUCAGCAUCGGCAACAAAAUCAAUAGAUUUAUUUCACUGCUUUUGUAAAAUAGAGUGGAUGUUUACACACACACA